Molecule: messenger RNA, 2264 nt
Organism: Hyla sarda
Lineage: Eukaryota; Metazoa; Chordata; Amphibia; Anura; Hylidae
Gene: INHA
Product: inhibin subunit alpha
Exons: 2
Coding region: 297-1508 (403 amino acids)
Biological process (GO): SMAD protein signal transduction
Cellular component (GO): extracellular region
Molecular function (GO): growth factor activity; cytokine activity
Source: RefSeq, a predicted model, not a curated record
GCUUCUGUGCCAACAUUGAUAACAUAGACACAUUCUGUGGAAGGACAGAGCAUUCUGAGACUCUCACAGGGCACGGACAGCUGCAGUCCAUGUAGUCCAGUCAUUCAUAAGAAACAGAAGGCCAUCCAAGGAGGUCUGCGAGACGUCAGGAGAUGUGACAGACCCUGUGCCCAGGCAGAACCGAGACACAAGAAGACAAGGCGGCUGAGACGAGACAGCUGGGACUGUCCGAGUGGUCUCUGCUAUAACGCCUGAGAUAGUCAAGAGUGAACGUUCAGACGAUACGUUACUUCACAAUGUCAUCUUCAGCUUUCGUGUUUGUCGCGCUCUUUGCCUUGAUGUUCACCAAGACGAGCCGAGGCUGCGAGAUGCCGGAGGCUGAACGUCAGCUUAUCCUGGACAAGGUGAAGACGAGGAUUGUGGACGCACUGGGGUCUCCUCCGUCAACUACUGCGGCAUCACCAACAUCGUCUCCUAAUGUGAACAGUUCCAUCAGGUUUGAGGAGAGGAUCCUGCGUAAGAGGCACAGCCAAAAGAGAGAGCCCGGGCUGGAGGACACCUCUCAAGUCAUAUUGUUCCCAUCUUCAGAUGUCCUUUGCGAGACUCCAUCCCUCGACACUCCCAAGACAGAAGAAGGGAACAGUUUUACCUAUAUCUUCCGCCCGUCUCCUCACAUCCUGAGUCGUCGCGUCUCUUCGGUGCAGUUUUGGUUUUUCACCGGGGAGUCUCCGAUAGACAACGUCACCUGGUACCAGAAUUCGUCCAUGGAAGAUCCAAGUACUCUAAGUUUGGAGUCACCUACCCAACGUCUUCAUCAUGUGACAGAACUAUCACCCCAUGAGUCUCCGACCCAAGAAGAUGACCAGAUGAGUGAUGAUGAUGAUGAUUCAGUGUCACCUGUUAAUAGUACAAAAAAAGAGGAGGCUCUGCAUCAUGUGGUGGACAUACAGGUGCUGUCACAGCAGAAGCCAGUCACUGUGGCCACAUCCAAGGUAGAAAAGAUAGAUGACUGGACUGUAUUUCACCUGGCUCCUGCUUUUUUGAAUUACCUCACAAGAGGUCUAUUUGUGUUGUUGGUACAUUGCCCCACCUGUCCAUGCUCCGAGCAGCCUGAACACACCCCCUUCCUCAUGUACAGUACCCGUCCCAGCCAACGUGGUCGGAGGUCAGGAGUUCCAUGGUCACCCUCUGCUCUGGAACUUCUACAGAGGCCUCCAGCACCCGGUGCCGACAGUACGCAAUGCCAUCGUGGUUCCCUCAACAUAACCUUUGAAGAGCUGGGUUGGAACCAGUGGAUUGUCCACCCCGGAAGCUUCCAGUUCCACUACUGCCAUGGGACCUGUUCUCCCAACCAUGGCCUAAGCACAGCUCUCCACUGGGGGAACUGUUGUGCCGCUCUGCCCAGCACCAUGAAGCCUUUGAGGGUCACCACCACCACAGAUGGUGGAUUCUCCUUCCGAUACGAAACAGUGCCAAACCUGCUGACCCAAGACUGUGCGUGCAGCUAAGCCCGACUGUCCAAAAUGGCUUAGACUAAUUUCCCACUUGGUUUUUAUUCCGGCAGUUUUUGGAAAACUGCCACUGCAGUUCUUGAGCCAAAGUCAGAAGUGGGUCCAUAAGGGAGGAGAAGUGUAAGUCCUUCCUUUAUAUGUCCUAUUCUCUUUGAAUACAUUUCUGGCUUUGGCUCAAAAACUGCAGUGGCUGUUUUCCAAAAAACUGCCGGAAUAAAAACAAGUGGAAACUUAGCCUUAAAGGGACCCAACUCAUUGAAAAUUCAGUCCAAUCUGCCAGCAUUAUUUUUGGAGCAAAAGCAGAUGAGCAGAAUAAUACACAAUUUUGAAGUUUAAGUAUAAUUAGUAAAUUAUUCAUUUAAAACCUCUGCUUAUUCUGGGUUUAGCAGUCAAAAGGAGGUCCUAAUCAGUGACUGACAGGUAAAGACGGCUGGGACUGCCAACUGAACUCGUAAACCCAUAAUAAGCAGAUAUAUAAAGGGGUAAUCUGGAGAAAACAACUUACCCUGUGGAUAGGGGAUAAGUGUUUGAUCGCAGGGGGUCCCAGUGGUUGGACCCCUGCAAUCUCCUGCCCGGUGCCCCGUCCCUGUUAGGAGCGCAUAUUACAGAUGGCACGUGCUCAAUUAAUUUCUAUAGGAGUGCCAGAGAUGCCAAAGUACAGCAAUCCGAUCUCUUUGGCACUCAAAGAGAAGUCGCAGAUCGCGGGGAGUCCCAGCAGUUGGACCCCCUGCGAUAAAACACUUGUCUCCAUUC